Messenger RNA from Alternaria incomplexa, 1575 nucleotides. RefSeq lists its product as uncharacterized. NCBI's taxonomy places the organism in Eukaryota, Fungi, Ascomycota, Dothideomycetes, Pleosporales, Pleosporaceae. The transcript has 2 exons. Gene Ontology annotation, biological process: carbohydrate metabolic process; cell wall organization. The record is from RefSeq and is a predicted model, not a curated record. Bases 1 to 1575 code for a protein of 524 amino acids. Gene Ontology annotation, molecular function: chitin binding; glucan endo-1,3-beta-D-glucosidase activity; 1,3-beta-glucanosyltransferase activity. Gene Ontology annotation, cellular component: fungal-type cell wall; extracellular region; cell surface.
AUGCGCGUCUCCUCCACCAUCCUCGCCGCUGCAGGCCUCUUGACCUCGGCCAACGCUGCCAUCAAGGGUUUCAACUAUGGCGCCAACUUCAACAACAACCAGGCCAAGGUGCAGGCCGACUUUGAAUAUGAAUUCAACGCCGCCAAGCAGCUUCCUGGCACCAAUGGAUGGACCAGCGCCCGUCUGUACACCAUGAUCCAGCACGGCACCCAGACCGACGUCAUUGAAGCCAUCCAGGCUGCUAUCAACACCAAGACCGGUCUCCUCCUUGGCAUGUGGGCCUCCGCCGGUCAGGCCAACUUCAACAACGAGAUUACUGCUCUCAAGGCCGCCAUUGCUCGUUACGGCACUGCCUUCACUGACCUCGUUGAGGGUAUCUCCGUUGGCAGUGAGGAUCUCUACCGUGUCACCCCCACUGGUAUCGAGAACAAGUCCGGCGCCGGUGCUCAGCCCCAGGAGCUCGUCAACUACAUCAAGCAGACCCGUGAUGCUAUCCGCGGUACUGCUCUCCAGGGCAAGCCCAUCGGUCACGUCGACACCUGGACUGUCUACGUCAACGCUACCAACAACCCCGUCAUUGAGGCCGUUGACUUCAUCGGCAUGGACGCCUACCCCUACUUCCAGACCACCAUGAACAACAACGUCGGUUCGGGCAGCCAGCUCUUCUUCGACGCCUACCACCAGACUGUUGCCGCUGCCAAGGGCAAGCCCGUCUGGGUUACCGAGACCGGAUGGCCCGUUAGCGGCGAGACACUCAACCAGGGUAAGCCCAGUGCGGAUAAUGCCCGCAUCUACUGGGAGGACGUUACCUGCCAGCUCGUCAAGGACAACGUCAACCUGUGGUACUACAUCCUCCAGGAUGUCCAGUACGGCAACCCCGUCCCCUCGUUCGGCAUCAAGCCUGCGGGUGACCUGAUGCAGGUGAAGCCUCUGUUCGACCUUUCUUGCCCUGCUGGUUCCGCACCCAGCAACCCGUCCAAGAAGGUCUCUACCGAUGGUACUUGCGGUUCCCAGGGAGGUGCUACCUGCGCUGGCUCGCCAUUCGGUAACUGCUGCUCGCAGUACGGAUGGUGCGGAAACACUGCCGGACACUGCGGUACCGGUUGCCAGAGCGGAUCGGGCACUUGCACUAAGCUCAUCCCCAUUGAUAAGGCCGACCCUACCAAGGUGAUCGGCAACGGAUACACUGCCCAGCUAUCACCUACCAUAUCAACCGUCUUCGUUUACGACAUCCGUCCUGAGUUCGCCGGCAAGACUUGCACUUUGGCUCUACACAUGCCCCCGCCCUUUCCCCUACCCGAAACAGCACCCGUUCAAAUUCGCACUCCGGGCGGUAUCAGUGUAUCCCGCCUCGCCAACCAAGUCCCCGAUACUGUGUCUAUGCAGAGUGUCGGUAACUCUAGUCUCGUCGGUGUUGCACAACUCAUCGAGCCUGCACGUCAAUACAACGUCGCUAGUUUUCCCUGUGAAGCUGGUCAACGGGUUAGUUACCAGGUGGAUUCGAUCAAUGGGCUCGACAUGAAUUGGUUCCAGAUGACGUAUCCUGCUCUCGGGCUGUUUAUGCUGAUUAGCUGA